Molecule: messenger RNA, 3417 nt
Organism: Plasmodium gaboni
Lineage: Eukaryota; Apicomplexa; Aconoidasida; Haemosporida; Plasmodiidae
Exons: 3
Coding region: 1-3417 (1138 amino acids)
Source: RefSeq, a predicted model, not a curated record
AUGAACCCAGAGGAAGAUAUAUGCAACAAAAAAAGUGGCGUUAAAGACCAAGCUCUGAAACAUUUUCUUUAUCAGAAUAUUUUAAAGAAAAACUUUAUUCUUUUUAAUAUAUUUAAAGGAGGAAAAGAUUCGAACAAUGAUGAUGAUAUAAGUAAUAAUAAAAAUGAGAUAGAGGAUAUGAGUAAUAUAUCUAAAGAUAUAAAUAAUAAUAAUAUUAAUAAUGAUAAUAACGUGAUUAAUAGGGAUAGAAAUAUAAAUGAUACUUCAAAUGAUAUUAAUUAUACUAAUAAUAUGAUUAAUGCAAAUAAUUUAUGUGACAUAAGUAUAUAUAAUAAUAACUGUAAUAUAUAUGAAAAUAAUAAAAAUUAUUUGUUUGAUAAUGAUUAUUCCAAAUUAAUUGAAGAAAAUGACGAGGAAGUAUGCUCAUUUUAUAAUGUGCAUAAUAAUAAUAAUAUUGAUGAUGAUAUUAUUUUAAAUAAUGAUGAUGAGGAAUACAUUUUAUUUUUAAAAUAUAUUUAUAAUGAUUUAUUAUGUUUUAUAGAAAGUAAUAAAGAUUAUCAUUUAAAUAAUUCCAAUUAUUCUGAUAUGGAAGAUUUAAUUAUUGAUAUUUGCGGAACUAUAUGUCAUAAAGCGUUUAAUAAUAUAAAGACAAUAUUUAACACCUAUGAUGAUAUAAAAAAAAAAAAAAAAAAAAAAAACACACAAAAUUUAAAUUCUUUAGAUAAUUGUAUGUUAAAUGAAGAAAAUAUUUAUGAUGAAAAAUAUAUAAAUAAUAAAAAUGAAAAGAUACAAAAUGAUAUGUAUAAUCAAAAUAUAUGUGAUAACAAAUCUAAUGUAAAUUAUUCUUCAUAUUUUUUUAUUCCUCCCUUGGAAUUUAUUGUAUCUCAUCUAAAUAAAUUACAUAAAAAAAAUACUUAUUCUUAUAAUGAUAUUGAUGAAUUCGUUAAGAAUAACGGCUAUGAUAAAUAUAAUUUAUUGUCUCAAAAAGAAAAAGGAAAUAAAAGUAAUACUUCAGAAGAGAUAGAAUUCUACCUUUCAUGUCUUAAACUUCAACAAAAAAAGGGAACAAAUGAAAGAAAAAAUAAAAAUAAAAUGGAAAAUGAGAGUAAUAUAUGUGUGCAAAAUAAAUCACAUGAACAAAAUGAUAUAAGUGAAAAAAAAAGAGACCAGAAUAUAUAUACAGCCAUGCAACACACAAAUUCUUUAUCAACUUAUAAAGAAGAUAAAUGUUUUAAAACCAAAUAUUAUACACUUGAAGAAAGAACUAACAUAUAUAGUGAUAAAGAUGAUAUAAGUUAUAACUCCUUUAAUAAUGAUCAGAAAUGUUUUGAAAAGAAUUAUAAGAAUAUAUGUAAUGAAAAAAAUGAAGAAGAACAAACAAAAAAAACUUUAUAUCAAGUGGAUGAAAAUAAACAUAUUAAUUAUUUGUUAUAUAAUAAUAACAAACACAAAAAUAAAUCUCAAAGUGAUAAUUAUAAAGAUAUUUAUGAUCAUUAUGAAAAUGUAUGUCAUUUUAAAUCUUCUGUUUUAACUUCACAAUCAUCUGAGGAAGAUUCUUUAAAAAAUAAACAAAAAACAAAAAGAGAAAUACACAGCGAUAUAUUCUUUUCUUCCUAUCCAAAUGAAAACAAAGAUAAUAUUAAUAUUAAUAUAAAUAUAAACAACACAUAUAAUAAUACAUAUAAUAAUAUAUAUAACAAUACAUAUAAAAAUCAAUAUAAUAAUACAUAUAAUAAUAAUGAUGAUGAAGUUCUAAUUGAAAGUAGACUUCAAGAUGAUAACCCAGAUGUUAUUUCAAAUCCUAUCCAAGAUGUAAUUCAAUAUGAAGAUCUAAAUCAUAACUAUCGUCGCUUCAACAAAACUAUAGAUCAAAAUAAUUGUGUAUAUUAUAACUUAGAUUACGUUUAUUAUAAUAAAUCAUUUACAACACAUAAAAAUAUUAAUAUUCCAAAAAAAAAAAAAAAAAAUUACAACGAAUUUUAUUAUCUUCAUGAUGAAGAUUGCUUUAAAAAUCAUACAAAUGAUGAUACCUCCUUUUAUAAUAACAACAAGAAAAAUAUAUAUAAGGAGAAAUAUAAUUUGUUAGCAAAUGAAGAAAAUCAAAAAGGUAUUCAAUCAAUAAAGGAUGAAUUUUCAGAUAUUUAUUUUUCAUGCAAUUUGACAAAUGAUAUAAAAAGAGUUAUAACAAAUGAUGAACUCAUACAUACACAAGGAGAUAAUAAAUAUAAUAAAAAUAUAAAUAUAAAUAUAAAUAAUAUGGCUAAUAAAUAUGAUGACAAUAAGAAUACGAAUGAGUGUGAUAUGUAUGAUAAACAUGAUCAUAUGGAAAGCUUAAAAAAUCAAAGAGAUACAAUUGAUGUAGAUACAAAUGAUGAUGACACAAAUGAUCCAGGCAUAAGUGAUGAGGAAGCUUAUUAUAUGAACAAUAGAGGCAUAAAUAUUAGGUAUGAAUAUAUAAAGGAAACCAAAAAUGACAAUAUGGGUGAUCAUAAAGAUGAUAGUGUGAGUUAUAAUAAUGACGAUAAUGUGAGUGAUCAUAAAGAUGAUAAUGUGAGUGAUCAUAAAGAUGAUAAUGUGAGCAAUCAUAAAGAUGAUAAUGUGAGUGAUCAUAAAGAUGAUAAUGUGAGCAAUCAUAAUGAUGACAACAUGAGCUCUCACAAUGAUGACAAUAUGAGCUAUCAUAAUGAUGACAAUAUGAGUGAUAAUAAUUAUAAUGAUGAUGACAAAGAAGAGGAACACAAACACUCAUCUAAAAUUAACUUUAUGAAUAAUAUAAAUUCGAAAGAUGGUAAUGAUUAUAAAGAAAUUAUAAAUAAUGACAUAUGUAAACUUAAUAAUGUCAAGGAAGAAGACGAAUGCAAUAUCAUAAAAGAAAGUUAUGACAUCCAAAGUGAUGCUGAUAAUAAUAAUAAUAAUAAUAAUAUUAACGAUGAGCAUAAAAUAUAUAAUCGUCAUAUUUAUAAAGAUAUAAAUGAUAACGAGGAAGGUUCAAAAAAUAUACUUAAAAUAAAUGAAGAAGAAUAUCAAAAAAAAUUACAAAAAAUACUAAUAAAAAAAAAAACAAUAUAUGAAAAUCAAGAUCAAAGAAAUUUUAUAAGAAAUGAAAAUCUACAUGAUGAUUAUUAUUAUUUUAAAUAUUUAAAUAAUAAGGAAAAUACAACUGAUCCAUAUCAUUACACAAAAGGUGACAAAAAAACAAAUAUUCAAGUAACGCCAUCUCCCUUUCCUCAAUUUCUUAGAGAUAUACAAAUAUAUAAUAUUCCACAGAAAAAAAUAAGAUUAAAAAGAACGAGCAUACCUUUGAAGCACGAAGGCGAUAAAAAUAAGGAACAAAAAUAUAUUUAUAAUAAAACCAAAAAAAAGGACAGGAAGAAAGAAAGAAGUAUUUCUGUAGUAAGAGAAAAAAACAACGAAUAA